CCUCUUGGAGAAGGUCAGUGUUUGAUGGGACCAAAUUCUUUGAAGCCUCAGACAUCUCUGGGCUGCGAAGCCGGCAGCAGCUGAACAGCGCAGGGGUUUGGAUACAUCCUCUUCAUCCUCAUGGUUUUACUGAGGGAUAUUUUCUCGACAUUGGAAUUCUGAUCAUCUGAACAACAUGACACUUCUGGGCUCCGAACACUCACUGUUGAUUCGGAGCAAAUUCAGAUCAGUUUUACAGUUACGGCUUCAGCAGAGAAGAAACCGAGAGCAUCUGGUGGACCAAGGUAUCAUGCCUCCCCUGAAGAGCCCAGCUGCAUUCCACGAGCAAAGGAAAAACUUGGAUCGAGCCAAGACUGAAGAUUAUUUAAAACACAAAAUCAGGAGCAGGCCUGAGAAGUCUGACCCCAUUAAUAUGCAUAUUAUGCAAGAUUCAGCCGCAGAGGGCUCAGCUCAGUCUGCCCAGAUGAAAUUAAAAAGGGCUCGUUUGGCUGACGACCUGAAUGAAAGAAUUUCACUCAGACCAGGGCCCUUAGAACUGGUGGAAAAAAACAUUAUUCCUCUAGAGUCCACUGUGAAAGAGGCCAUAAAAGGAAAUCAGAAUAAUUUUCCCAAGCCGGUGGAUGCCUUCGCCUUUGAGGAAGAUAGCAGCAGCGACGGCCUAUCUCCUGAACAGGAGCAGAGCGAGGACCAACAGGGUCAUCUGUCCUCUUCUCCAAAAGAGAUUAAAAAUCUGGAUACAAUAAGCACUCCUCAGUCAGGUUCGACACAGACCCCCGAAAAAGAAAAGGAAGUGCCCGAUACAGGCUCAGUUGCUGGUCACCCCUGUCCCCUGCAUGCAGAAAGUCAGUUGUCCCCAACAAUGCCGGUCACAGCAGCAGCAGUAAAGUCCAAAUCAUCCUCGGAUUCUAAGAACAGGCACAAGAAACCCAAAGAUAUCAAGCCCAAGGUGAAGAAGCUGAAAUAUCACCAGUACAUUCCUCCCGACCAAAAAGCAGAGAAGUCUCCCCCGCCCAUGGACUCAGCCUACGCCAGGCUCCUGCAGCAACAGCAGCUCUUCCUGCAACUGCAGAUUCUCAGCCAGCAGCAGCAGCACCAGCACCUCAACUACCCAGGGAUGCACCCCUCGCAGCUCAAGCAGCAAAAUGAACAAAUGGCACGGAAUUCCAGCCAAACCAAUAUCACUAGUCCGUCCCUGUCUCCCGUAAAGACAUCAUUUCCAGGCCAACCUGGUUUAUCCUCCAUGAAGCCAGGACUACUGCCUUCUAAUCUUGAUGACCUAAAAGUUUCAGAAUUGAGGCAACAGCUGCGAAUACGAGGACUCCCAGUGUCCGGUACAAAAACUUCUCUCAUGGAGAGGCUGAGGCCUUUCCAAGACUGUAGCGGCAAUGCAGUACCGACAUUUGGGGAUAUAACAACAGUUACCUUCCCAGUUACACCAAAUAAUGCACUUUCAAACUACCAAAAUCAUGCUUCAGCUGGUGUGUUAUCCAAUAGCUUCUAUCAGUUUGGUAGCACCAGCUCCACUCCACCAAUAUCACCAGCAUCGUCAGACCUCUCUGUUAAUGGGUCUCUGCCAGAUACCUUCAGCGAUGGACCAAUGUCUUCUCCUCAGUUCGGCCUACACCCUUCCCCUAUUCACCUUAGUGCUGAGGAGAGCCUAAUGAGUAGCAUCAACAGUGGUAGCUACCAAGCAGAACUGGAAGGAAUUGAUGCAGAAAAGGACAAAAUGUUAGUAGAGAAACAGAAAGUCAUCAACGAGCUGACAUGGAAACUUCAGCAAGAGCAAAGACAGGUGGAGGAGUUAAGGCUGCAGCUACAAAAGAGGAAAGGAAGCUGUGGACCACAAGAUAAGCAACUGCCAUCUCACCAUUUUUUUGGGGUGUCCAUCAAACAAGAGAAUGCAUCAAGCUGUCCAUUUGCAUCAAAACAGAUGGCCUUGAAAGUACAGCCAAACAGCCAAACAGAGAAACUGAGUCCCUGUGGGGUGCAACCAACGUCCUGCAUGGUGAACAACCAAUGCAUGGAGGCCCCGGGCCAAAAUCAUAUAAUGUCUUCCACAUUUCUGAGUCCACAGUGUUCUCCUCAGCAUUCGCCUCUUGGAUCUACAAACAGUCCACAGCACAUCAGUCUGCCUCCAUCUCCCAACAACCACUACUUGCAGUCUGUGUCUCCAGGCACACAACGAGAUGGUCGCAGUGUCUCUCCACACGGAAACAACCAAAUAUGUACUGCACCGAACAUUGGGAACACAGCAUGCUUUUCCACAAACCAGAACAGCUUCCACUCGUCCUUCAUUGAUCAACCAGAAACCAAGCAUAGCAAUAAAGAUGGCAUCCCAUCCAAGAGCCCAGUCAUGCAACGGAAGAUGACUGUUUUGCAGCAAACUCCCCAGACAGGCCAAAAGCUUUCAAUUCCAUGCCCGAAUUUUCCUAGGGCAAAGCAGCCACCCUCCUAUGAGGAUGCAGUCAGACAGCAAAUCACGAGAAGCCAGCAAAUGGAUGAACUCCUUGAUGUCCUCAUUGAGAGUGGAGAAAUGCCAGCUAAUGCCAAGGAAGAACGACCAUGUGGGCAGCAGAAACUCCACCAACUGAGUGUGCCAACUGGAAACUCAAAUGCCAAGCCACCCAACGAUCACCUUCUAUAUGACAACUGUUCAAACAAUGACAGUCACCUUGAAGUCUUACUAAAUUCCCACAGCCCAGUUGGAAGAUCCACUGACAUGCGUCUUCUAAAGCUUGGCAAUGGAGAGUCUUCGUUUGAUGGUGUAAUUGAUGGAUUUCCAGGAAAAGCUUCUGAGGAGAUUCUUCCCUCUAGAGAAAUCUUAGACACAUCUCUUUCUCCAAUGGAGACUCAGAUGUCUCCAUCAUCUGCAGAAAGCACCGUCCUCCAUCAUCUAAGCUUCACCGAAUCUCCCUGGGAGACCAUGGAGUGGCUUGAUUUGACGCCGCCCAGCUCUGCUACAGGCUUAGGGUCCCUCAGCACCACUGGCCCCAGUAUCUUCAACACUGAUUUCCUAGAUGACACAGAUCUCAACUUAAACUCAGCCAUGGAUCUGCAUCUAGAACAGUGGUGAUGAACCUUCACAAACAGCGAAACCUAAAAUACUGUACAGAACAUUAAGCAUUGUCUGCGAGGGAGAAUGUAAAGAUUCUGGAUAACUCUAUAGUUCAAAGCUCUUUAUAAGUGUAUACCAGCAGGGUUGACUUAAGACUCUAUGGAGACGCAUAUUGUUGGACUACCUCCAUUCCAGCCAUGGUAGCCAUGUACAUAAUCCACAAGGGCCAGAAAAAAGAAAGGAAAGGUGUGCUUCUUUAUUCUUCUGCAUAUUGUUUAAGGACUGUUCCAAUGCAAGUGCCUACAUUUAACUUGAUCCACAAUGAGCUAAUAGCAGUUUCAUAUGAUGAAAGUUUGACUUGUUUCAUAUGUUGAAAGUUGUACAUUAUUGUGCAAUUACAUUUUCUAUUCUUGAUAGCUUUACGGCUCAAAUCCAAUCCUCAGAUCAAUAUUUUACCCUUCCACAUGCAUUUACAGACUUUUUUUUACCUACUAUGCAAAAAAGAAAAACAAACGACAAACAGAAGAAAACAAAAAAAAAAGACUUCCAAAGAUGCUGCCGUGCGGGGGCCGUGUCACAUUGAGUGGGUUGCUUUGGGGCUUUAGCAUACUCAUGCAAUACGAGAAGAUUGGCUGAAUGCAGGAAUACCAAAGACACGUUAUAUGCACUGGAAAGGGAUUAUUUUCCUAGGUGUUAGUAGACAUUAAAUAAAAAAAAAGGCAAAUUCAAUGUAUUUUCUCACAUUACAAAUGUUGCCAAGUCUUAAUAGAAUAGAGGUCUCCAGUUAUUAUAGAAAACUGG
Spea bombifrons (plains spadefoot toad) is the source of this 3856-nucleotide messenger RNA. RefSeq names its product myocardin (gene MYOCD). Gene Ontology annotation, biological process: cardiac muscle cell differentiation; smooth muscle cell differentiation. Bases 176 to 3073 code for a protein of 965 amino acids. NCBI's taxonomy places the organism in Eukaryota, Metazoa, Chordata, Amphibia, Anura, Pelobatidae. The transcript is spliced from 14 exons. The record is from RefSeq and is a predicted model, not a curated record.